This is a messenger RNA of Glarea lozoyensis ATCC 20868, 1155 nucleotides long. RefSeq lists its product as uncharacterized. Bases 1 to 1155 code for a protein of 384 amino acids. The transcript has 2 exons. The record is from RefSeq and is a predicted model, not a curated record. Lineage: Eukaryota; Fungi; Ascomycota; Leotiomycetes; Helotiales; Helotiaceae.
AUGCCAUAUAACACACGACGAAAGUCGUUAUCAUUGCCAUCGCUAGGAAUUCAUCUUCCAGUAACGCAUGCUGCUCGUGCUGCUGCUCGACUUUCACCGCCUAUACCCGGUACAAUCGCUGAGAAUCCCCCGAUUAAAAAAAUAAAACGGUCGCAUGAAGAAUCGCCGUCAAUGUCUCCUCCUCCAAAACGAACAACACCAAAAUACGAAAAUACUCCUCCGCCAUCUCCUGGAGCCGAAACACCCGAAUUAGAUAGCGAGACAAAGCCAAGAGAGAUUGACCUAGAGUCAAUACACGAUGAGAUUGUCGAGGGUGUGGUUGUGCAGUUACAGAAAACAGGCAACAGGCCUCACUUAGUGAAGGAACUUGCAGCGAUACUGUCGCAGAAGGUCAAAAUCGUAGAACAAUCCGCUAAUCCUUCUGCGAUAAUCUCGUCGCGACUUUCAACAUAUCUCAAACGAUCAUGGUCUGUAUCAUCGCCUUGCCCUGUGGCGAAAGAGCUAGAAACAGUCCAUCCAAGAAGAACGUACUUUUAUUUAACAACAUGUCCACACCAACCAAUGCCCGAUCCAUCGAACGUACAUUUCCUUCAGCGAUCCAUAAUUACACCCUCUUUGUCUAGUGCUUCAAGAUCCGACGAAGCUGACGCGGAACGAAGGAGAGAACUGUCACCUUCCCCUGAAGUCGACUUAUCAUCACCCGAACUUGAAGGCGAUGAUAUGUCGCCACCAACUUCAAUAGGGUCUUUCACUUCCCGCAUGGAAUCUAGUAUUCGAAACAGUCGCGCUUCAUCUCCACCACUUGAGAAAGAUGAGAAAGAGUUCACCCAGACGGCUCGAGGAAUGCAGAAACGGAAACUUAGUGGCGAUACGCGUAUGAGUGGCGUUCCAUCAGAUAUGGCCGACCAUCCUGUCAGAAGCUCGGAAACACACCCAGAUGCGUUGUUUGGAGAAGGACGACAUCUAGCCAUUCCACAUAGCGGUCUGUUUGUGAGCAGUCCGGCCAUGAAGCCAAGCUUGUCGCUCAACACAUUGAAACGAGGAUUCGACGAGACAGAACUAUGGGCACGAGUGGAAGGCGCCAUGGAAUGGGACAUGAGAAGUCCUGAGAAUAUAGAAUUGGAAGAACUAGACGGGAUGUUGGACGAUUUUUAA